This is a messenger RNA of Phragmites australis (common reed), 1794 nucleotides long. RefSeq names its product plant UBX domain-containing protein 2-like. Lineage: Eukaryota; Viridiplantae; Streptophyta; Magnoliopsida; Poales; Poaceae. Gene Ontology annotation, molecular function: protein binding. The transcript is spliced from 3 exons. The coding region runs from base 203 to 1498 and encodes 431 amino acids. Gene Ontology annotation, biological process: defense response to fungus. The record is from RefSeq and is a predicted model, not a curated record.
AGCACAACACAAACAAACGAUUUCCUUACAAGCUGGAUCUUGCUUCGUUUCUUCCUCGUUUGCUUCGUCCCCGCGGCGACAACCACCACCACCACCACCACCGACGCCAAAGUCCACUCCCGCGUGAGCGCGUCGCCCUAAUCCCCGCUCAACCCACGCUUCCUCCGCCGCCGCCACCGCCUCUCUGUCUCAGGCCGUCACGAUGAAGGACAAGAUGAAGGAUUUCAUGAAGAAGGUCACCUCCUCCUCGGCCCCAUCCUCCUUCAAGGGCCCCUCCCACGUCCUCGGCUCCGGCCCCUCCCGCUCCGCCUCCCACCCCGCCUCCCGCCCUGCAAACCCCAAUCCUAAUCCUGCCCCCAGGCAGCCCCCGCCGCGGCCCGCACCGGCGUCCGCCGAUUUCACCCCUUUCACGCCCCUCAUCUCCUCCACCACCUCCGCCUCGCGCCGCCCUGACGCUGCGGCCAACGGCUUCGCCGCCACAGUGGUGUGCCCGAGCUGCAGUGACCCCUUCCCGUCUGAGCUCGCCGUCUCCGAGCACCUCGACGGCUGCAUCGCGUCGGCGGGGGGCGCCCGCGCGCGCGCCGCCGCGUACCUCACCGCCGACCCGCCGCCACCCGCCUCCGCCGUGGAGGUGGUGAAGAGGCUGCUCGGGAACCUGCUCAGGGAGCCCGGGAACGAGAAGUUCAGGAAGGUUAGGCUGACCAACCCGCGGAUCAAGGAGGCCGUGGCGGAUAGGGAGGGCGGAGUGGAGCUGCUUGAGGCCGUCGGGUUCAGGGUCGGGGAUGAAGGCGGGGAGCUGUUCGCCGUGAUGGACGAGGUGCCCGGUGACGCGAGGCUCGGUGGGAUCAGGCGGGCCGUGCUCCUGCUCGAGAGGGCACACCCCUCGGCGCCGGCGCAGGUGAAGGCUGGGGCCAAGGAGAGCAGCAGCAAUGCAGUUGAUGAGCAGGAGGUUAACAAGACCAUUGAUCGGCAGAUUCGGGUAUUCUUCUCUGUUCCUGGAAGUUCUGUUGGAGAAAAUGACUUACCAGAUUCCUUUUACAAUCUUAGCGGUGAGGAGAUAAGGAAUGAAGCAAAGAUGAGGAGGGAAAGGUUAGAACAAUCUCGACUGCUAAUUCCAAAGUCUUACAAGGAGAAGCAGGUGCUGGCUGCUCGACAGAAGUAUAAGCAAGCAGUCAUCCGAGUUCAGUUUCCAGAUAGAGUAAUUCUCCAGGGUGUAUUCCUUCCAGGAGAGGCCACUACUUCCCUAUAUGAGUUUGUCGCAUCUGCUCUGAAGCAGCCUGGUUUGGAAUUUGAACUUAUCUGUCCAGCCGUUCCUAAGCCGCGUGUAGUACCUCAUUUUCCAAAAUAUGGAGAGCAGGCACGCACGCUUCAAGACGAAGACCUCGUCCCUUCUGCGCUCCUCAAAUUCAAGCCCAAGGAGACCGAUUCAGUCGUAUUCACUGGUCUGCUUGACGAGCUUCUUGUGGCCAGUGAGCCACUCACAGCUGCAUCCUCAUGAACUGUAAUUGCUCUUAAACUGGCCCGCUGACUUCCAUUGUGUACAACAGAUAUUCGCCGGUUUUUCCACCGAGUCUCUUACAUCAGACUUAAAAUAGAAUCGUAGCUAACAGGGUUAUGUAGUCUGGAACGCGGGAUACCUGAUACAUAGGUACAUGCCAUAUUUGUUAACAUUCCUUGUGGUAAGACAGUUCAAGAAUUCGUAAGGCCCAUGUUUCGACUGGGCCUUAAAUAGGCUGGGCUCUUAAAUGUACAACUAUAACAACUACAAUACAUGGAAAGAUCGCUUGAUUUGUC